This is a messenger RNA of Oryza brachyantha (malo sina), 2385 nucleotides long. Its product is annotated as 5'-nucleotidase domain-containing protein 4. The transcript is spliced from 17 exons. NCBI's taxonomy places the organism in Eukaryota, Viridiplantae, Streptophyta, Magnoliopsida, Poales, Poaceae. The record is from RefSeq and is a predicted model, not a curated record. Gene Ontology annotation, molecular function: 5'-nucleotidase activity. The coding region runs from base 27 to 1958 and encodes 643 amino acids.
ACGGCCGCAAGCGAACGCACGCGGCAAUGGCGGCGGACGGCGUCGUCGAGCUCGCGCGCCGCCUCCGCCUCCCGGCGCGGCCGUGUCCUCCGGGGACGCGCGGGCCUGGGGUGCUCCUCGGAGUCGGAGGGGCUCCCUCCCUCCUCCGCCUCCGCCUCCUCCUCCCCCCGCGCCGCCGCCCUCCGCUCUGGUCGCUCCGGUGCCGCGCGCUCGACUCCACCAGGCCGCUCGCGGUGGAGGGGGGCCUGGGGGACGAGGAGGACGAGGAGGGAUACGAGGAGGGGGAGUCGUACUUCUCCGUGACCUCCUCCAGGCUCUCGCGGGUGGACUAUCUGGGGGAGAGCACCAAGGGCGAUUUGAACGUGCGGAGGGAGCAUCUGGACGCGCUUGAUGGGAAUGGCCAGUCGACAUUGCAUGGCCCUAUAGAGGAGAUAGCUUGGAAAGAAGCGAGAGAAGCUGAAUCGUUGCUUCGUGAGUUGGGAAUUGCUGAUCCUUUUUCAGUAAGACACUUCCCUCGUGGAAUUUUUUGCACCAGGACACUAAAUCUUCGAUCUAUCAGUGUCAUUGGCUAUGAUAUGGACUACACAUUGAUUCACUACAAUGUGAUGGCUUGGGAAGGGCGUGCUUAUGAUUAUGGGAUGGAGAAUCUGAAGGGCAUGGGUUUCCCAGUAGAUGACCUUGAAUUUGAUCCGGACCUGGUCAUCAGGGGUCUUAUUAUGGAUAAAGACAAAGGGAAUUUGGUCAAAGCUGAUCGUUUUGGCUACAUUAAGAGGGCCAUGCAUGGCACCCAGAUGCUUUCAACUAGUGCUGUAAGUGAAAUAUAUGGAAGAGAAUUGGUGGAUCUACGGAAAGAAAGUAGAUGGGAAUUCCUUAAUACCCUUUUCUCCGUGUCAGAAGCUGUCAUGUUCAUGCAGAUGGUUGACAAGUUGGAUCAGGGGUUGGUACCAGCUGAACUUGGGCCACUGGAUUAUAAAGGACUGUACAAUGCUGUUUCCAGGGCACUUUUCCGAGCACAUGUAGAAGGUCAACUCAAGAAUGAGAUAAUGGCUGAGCCAGAACGAUUUGUAGAGCCUGAUCCUGAACUGCCUUUAGCUCUUCUGGAUCAAAAAGAGGCUGGAAAAAGGUUGCUUCUUAUUACUAACUCAGAUUACCACUAUACGAACAAAAUGAUGAAUCAUGCAUUCAAUCGCUUCCUUCCUAAUGAUAUGGCAUGGAGAGAUCUGUUUGAAAUGGUUAUAGUCUCUGCAAGGAAGCCAGAGUUUUUCCAAAUUUCACAUCCGUUGUACGAGGUUGUAACAAAUGAUGGACUAAUGCGCCCCUGUUUUAAAGCAAAUUCAGGUGGCUUGUACUCUGGUGGUAGUGCUCAGAUGGUUGAGAAGUCACUAGACAUCCAUGGGGAUGAGAUAUUAUAUGUAGGGGAUCAUAUUUACACAGAUGUAAGCCAAUCAAAAGUUCAUUUACGAUGGAGGACAGCACUAAUCUGCCGAGAACUAGAAGACGAGUUUGAUGCACUAAUCCGAAGCCAUGUUCAGAAAGAACAUCUUAUCACACUUAUACAACAAAAGGAAAUCGUGGGAGAUCUUUUCAACCAGCUUCGUCUGGCUCUGCAGAGACGAACAAAUUCACGUCCCGCACAGACGCUUGCUGCUACUUGUAUGGAUGAUCAGGAGCUUACAGAAAGUAUGCAAAAGUUGCUCAUUGUUAUGCAGAGAUUAGAUGAAAAAAUAGCACCAAUGCUAGAGUCAGAUGGAGAGCAGUUCAAUAAAAGAUGGGGCUGGUUGUCACGUGCGGGCCUAUGGGAUAAGAGUCAUCUGACCAGACAAAUUGAAAAAUAUGCUGAUAUAUACACAUCAAGGGUUUCAAAUUUUCUACAUUAUACUCCAUUCAUGUAUUUCCAAGCACAAGAACAGACACUUGGGCAUGACGCGCAUUCAUAUUCCCGGAGGCAACAACAUUGAGGUCGACGCUCUCUGUUUGAGAGAGAGAAAUCGGUAGAGGGAGUAGAAGGCAGCUGGAUGAUGUGAGCCGCGUGGUGAUUGGGCUUCUUGCGGCGCUGCAGCGAGGCAAGACCAUUGUUAAUCCGGAGCUCCUUUUUUCGCGUUAACGUAGUGAUGUCGUGUACUCGUGUAUAGCUGUGUGUACUCGGUGUACGUAAGAGUCAUUAGCUUGUGACACGAUCGCAAUAAGCCCAUGUUGUCAUUUGAUUUCUGCUGGACGACUCAACAACGAUUUGGUUUGGUUAGGCUGGGCAGAACAACCGUGGAAAGUUGGGCAUGCAAUUUGUAACUAAGUUUUGUAAGGUCUUCAUUUUCGCGUGUCGAAACUCUGGAAUGUCACUUGAAUGAAUAAAUAGGAAUAAAUUCCAUGGCUGUAUGCGGAUUUUGC